Messenger RNA from Insectozyma verbasci, 633 nucleotides. The record is from the annotation of a GenBank genome assembly. Lineage: Eukaryota; Fungi; Ascomycota; Pichiomycetes; Serinales; Debaryomycetaceae.
AUGAUUGUUGAGCAAUUAAUCAGAGAUAAUCAAGAGUUAUAUCAUAAUUCAAUAACUCAUAAUUUGCCCUAUGAGAUUUUACAAGGAACACUUCCAGAUUCAAAAUUAUACAUAUAUUUAUCUCAAGACUUACAAUUUUUCAAUCUUAGUUUAAAUUUAUUAGGUAAAACAUUAGCAUAUUGUACUGAUUCAAAAUCUACAAUUGUAUUAGCUAAACAGAUUGGAUUCUUAUCCAAUAAUGAAAACGAUUACUUUAGUAAAGUAUUAUCAGAAUUAAAACAAUAUGAAAAAGAAGUUUCAAUUUCUAAAGUUGAUGAGUACUUAAAAUAUUUAAAAUAUUUAAUUUUUGAAUGUGAUUCAUACAUUGAAUUAAUUACAUUUGUAUAUACAAUGGAAAAAGUAUAUCUCGAUUGGCCAGCUCAAUUAAAACAAGAUAAGAUUUUACCAUAUAAAUAUCAAGAAUGGAUUGCGUUACAUAGUGGUGAAGAAUUUGAAAAAUGGGUUCAAUUUUUAAGUUUUGAACUUGAAAGAGUAGUUAAAUCGGAUGAUGAUAUGCAGUUAUGCAAUUCAGUAUUCAAAAAGACGGUUCAAUUGGAAACGGACUUUUUUGAAAGUUGUUAUAAUUAUGAAUAA